Messenger RNA from Jaculus jaculus (lesser Egyptian jerboa), 3850 nucleotides. It is a transcript of the gene Klhl25, whose product is annotated as kelch like family member 25. The record is from RefSeq and is a predicted model, not a curated record. Lineage: Eukaryota; Metazoa; Chordata; Mammalia; Rodentia; Dipodidae. Bases 205 to 1974 code for a protein of 589 amino acids. The transcript has 3 exons. Gene Ontology annotation, molecular function: protein binding.
UGCCAGGUCCUGUCCCCUAAGGUACCCUUUGACCACAGAACACACCGUGACCUGAGAGACUGCUGCCCACGCAUGCCCUGAUGCUUAGGAGAGAAUUGCAUUCAUCCUUGCUCUGGGGAGCCGGGGACAAUGGCUUAUCUCUUCAAGUUGUGAUGUUCCAGACUGCAGAGUUGAGUGCGAUGGACUCUGUGAGGUUGACACACCAUGUCAGUCAGUGUCCAUGAGACCCGCAAGUCACGGAGCAGCACGGGCUCCAUGAACAUCACCCUCUUCCAUAAGGCCUCACACCCCGACUGUGUGCUGGCCCACCUCAACACGCUGCGCAAGCACCGCAUGUUCACCGACGUCACCCUCUGGGCCGGCGACCGUGCCUUCCCCUGUCACCGCGCUGUGCUGGCCGCUUCCAGCCGCUACUUUGAAGCCAUGUUCAGCCACGGCCUGCGAGAAAGCCGGGAUGACACAGUCAACUUCCAGGAUAACCUGCACCCUGAGGUGCUGGAGCUGCUGCUGGACUUUGCCUACUCCUCCCGUAUCGUCAUCAACGAGGAGAACGCCGAGUCGCUGCUGGAGGCCGGGGACAUGCUGCAGUUCCACGAUGUGCGGGAUGCAGCAGCGGAGUUUCUGGAGAAGAACCUCUUCCCCUCCAACUGCCUGGGCAUGAUGCUGCUGUCUGAUGCCCACCAGUGCCGCAGGCUGUAUGAGUUCUCCUGGCGCAUGUGCCUUGUGCACUUCGAGACCGUGCGCCAGAGCGAGGACUUCAACAGCCUGUCCAAGGACACGCUGCUGGACCUCAUCUCCAGUGACGAGCUGGAGACCGAGGAUGAGCGGGUCGUCUUUGAGGCCAUCCUGCAGUGGGUGAAGCAUGACCUUGAGCAGCGGAAGCCUCACCUGCCAGAGCUUCUGCGCAGUGUGCGGCUGGCCCUGCUGCCCUCUGACUGCCUGAAGGAGGCUGUGUCCAGUGAGGCCCUCCUCAUGGCAGAUGAGCGCACCAAGCUCAUUAUAGACGAGGCCCUCCGUUGCAAGACCAGGAUCCUGCAGAAUGACGGGGUGGUCACUAGCCCCUGCGCCCGGCCACGCAAGGCGGGUCACACACUGCUCAUUCUGGGAGGCCAGACCUUCAUGUGUGACAAGAUCUACCAGGUAGACCACAAAGCCAAGGAGAUCAUCCCCAAGGCAGACCUGCCUAGCCCCCGAAAAGAGUUCAGUGCCUCGGCAAUUGGCUGCAAGGUCUACGUGACUGGAGGCAGAGGCUCUGAGAACGGGGUAUCCAAGGAUGUCUGGGUGUAUGACACUGUGCACGAGGAGUGGUCCAAGGCAGCACCCAUGCUGAUUGCCCGGUUUGGCCACGGCUCAGCUGAGCUGGAGAACUGUCUCUACGUGGUAGGAGGACACACAUCCCUGGCGGGUGUCUUCCCAGCUUCCCCGUCUGUCUCCCUGAAGCAAGUGGAGAAAUAUGACCCUGGGGCUAACAAGUGGACCAUGGUGGCUCCAUUGAGGGAUGGCGUCAGCAAUGCUGCAGUGGUGAGUGCCAAGCUAAAGCUCUUUGUGUUUGGAGGGACCAGCAUCCACCGAGACAUGGUGUCCAAAGUCCAGUGCUAUGACCCGUCAGAGAACCGGUGGACGAUCAAGGCCGAGUGCCCCCAGCCUUGGCGGUACACAGCUGCUGCUGUCCUGGGCAGCCAGAUCUUCAUCAUGGGAGGAGACACUGAGUUCACUGCUGCUUCAGCCUACCGCUUUGACUGUGAGACCACUCAGUGGACGCGGAUUGGGGACAUGACUGCCAAGCGCAUGUCCUGCCAUGCCCUGGCUUCAGGCAACAAGCUGUAUGUAGUGGGUGGCUACUUUGGGACCCAGAGGUGUAAGACCCUGGACUGCUAUGACCCUACUUCUGACACGUGGAACUGCAUCACCACUGUGCCCUACUCGCUCAUCCCCACGGCCUUUGUCAGCACCUGGAAGCACCUGCCUGCAUGAGGGGCACUUGCAGAGCCCAACCAGACUCUGGGUGGCUCUCCACACCCCCACGGCUCUGGCUCCGCAGUCACAGAGUGGCCUUGUCCCCAGCUGGACCAUGGGAAGCUCAGCCUGCCCAGGCCAGAAGCCAUCAGCAUCAGCUCUGGGUGGUGGUUGGUAACUGUUCUGAGCUUUAGGCAAGAAAAGUAAAGCCUCCUGAGUGCCCAGUCCUCCCUGCCGCCAGGAGCUUGUGUGUAGAGGAGCUUCCAGAGGGACAUGCCUGCUGUUGCUAGGGUUCUUGAGCCCAGGGGAGGACAGGGCCUUGAGGUCACCUCUGUUGACCAGGCAGGCUUGGCAGGGGUUGGGUCUGGAUACCUCAGUCCCAACAGCUUUUAUUGCAGGGCUGCCUGUGGGAGGAAGUAAUGUCACUUCAUAUUUCCUGAGCCUUAGGAAGCAGAGCCCAAUUAAAAUGGAUUUGACAAGGGGCAGAAACUCACAGGGCAAAUUUGGGAGGCACCCACAAGCUUCAUUAGCAAAUGUACCCAGACCCUCAAGGCCAAUGGGGUCUCUCCUGUAGGCUCCUCCAUUGAAGGGUAAGCCAAGGGUGCUGCCACAGGUAUGGGUCAAGGCUUAUGUCCACUCAAAUAGGGGCUGGGGUCACUCAGCAGGACUUCAGGCCCUAGGGAGCUGGUAGGGGCUGCCCUGUCACCUGCCUUCAAAGCUAUAGUAAGAAGCAGUGACAGCCCAGCUCCUAAUGGGCCACAACCACCCACAGCACUGGGGUUCCUUCACAGAAAACAACUGUCAGCUUGUGUGCUGCCCUGCAAGGCAGCAAUGAGCUGUGGUUGAUGGAGGGACUCCAGCAGAUCCUGUGGACUUGUCAAUGUGCAGGACAGUGACAAGGCUCUAACCAUUCCUGAUGUCUUUUCUGGCAUCAGCCUUGUAGCUACCAGCAUUGGGCCCUGCUCACCUUUUCCCUGGGCUCAGAAAUUACCAAAAGGGCUGGGCGUGGUGGCGCACGCAAUUAAUCCCAGCCCUUGGGAGGCAGAGGUAGGAGGAUUGCCAUGAGUUCUAGGCUACCCUGAGACUCCAUAGUGAAUUCCAGGUGAGCCUGGGCUAGAGUGAGACCCUACCUCAAAAAAGAAAGAAAGAAAGAAAUUACCAAAAGGGUCAGAAGAGAAUUCCCAAAAUGUUUGUUCCUUGUCACUUCACAACCCUUGGGGAAAGCCCUCAUCAGUGUCCCCAGUGCCAGGUGUGUUGAGGUCAGCUUUUGAACCAGUGUGAGACACUCCAGGCCCUUGUCCCACCCACCUUUGGAGGGGACAGGUGUUUUCCUUGUGCCUGGCAUGGGGUGAACAGGGUACCCUAGUGUGUGGCUUCCCAGGCCACCUGCCAGUUCUGUGUGCUGAUGACAUGCAAGUUGUAGUUCCAGUGUGGGCUGUGCUAUUGAUAGGGACUUGGGGCCACAGUAUAAUUUAGUUACUUAACCAGUCCUGUGUCCCUGCAUCUCAGCCUAGCAUUGGUCCUGUUGGUGCCUCCUAGGGAGUGGGACUUGUGAGCUUGGUUUGCCCACGGAUGUGUCCUGGGAAUGCACUGGAAGUCAAAGCUGCUUCCUGGCACUCCUCAGGGCCCACGGUCUGAGGCCUGGGUUCGUCAUCCGUUCCACCUCAGGGACAGUCAUGCUGGGAAUCCCAAGGCCCCUGGUCCUCAGGGCUGGCGGAGGAGCUGCAGGCCAUGGCCAGUGACCCCUUGGCCUGUGAUCUGCUUCAUCAAGAUUCAGCACACUUCUCAUAGCACAAAGACUUGACCAUGGUGCUUGCUCUGAGCUUUGUGUUGCUUUUAUCAGUUUUCCAACUUAAUAAAGAGUUGAAAAAAUUGUCUGCCUUUCCUGGGUGCU